This is a messenger RNA of Papaver somniferum (opium poppy), 2302 nucleotides long. Its product is annotated as indole-3-acetic acid-amido synthetase GH3.6-like. Bases 285 to 2117 code for a protein of 610 amino acids. The record is from RefSeq and is a predicted model, not a curated record. NCBI's taxonomy places the organism in Eukaryota, Viridiplantae, Streptophyta, Magnoliopsida, Ranunculales, Papaveraceae. The transcript is spliced from 3 exons. Gene Ontology annotation, molecular function: acid-amino acid ligase activity. Gene Ontology annotation, cellular component: cytoplasm.
AUGGAAUCAUGUGGUUGUUUCUGGAUUUAAUGAUUUUACUAUUAUAAUCCCCACCUGCUACCAACCAAUACUUAUACUAUAUGGUACUAAUAUUUAAUCACCAAUUCCUAAUUUAUGAUUCUGCUGCUUCCAAAUUCACGCGGAGUAUUAUAUAGAGAUGAGCUCUUACUACUAAUUUUCAUCAACAUCAAAACAAAAAAAUCAAGCUACAUAACAACCUGUCAUCGGAAACUACAUAUCCGGUUUCCAACAAUUUCGUCACCGGAAACAAAACUAACGACAAUAUGAAUAUUGUUGACAACGAUAUUACUGUUACUAAGCACACCAAGGCACUUGAAUUCAUCGAAGAGGUUACAACAAACACAGACACAGUUCAGAAACAAGUACUCUCUGAAAUUCUAUCUAUCAGUUCACAUGUUGAGUACCUAGAGCGUUACGGUUUAAAUGGUCGUACAGAUCGUGAAACCUACAAGAAUGUCAUUCCGGUUGCCACCUACGAAGAUAUUAAACCCUUUGUAGAACGAAUUGCUAAUGGUGAUAUUUCACCGAUCCUGUGUGGCCGUCCUAUCAAAGGUUUCUCGGUCAGCUCUGGAACUUCAGGUGGCGAAAGGAAAAUAUUUCCAUGUAUAGAAGAAGAGAUGGAACGGAUAUGGUUUACUAGAAAUCUUGUAAUGCCAGUGGUGAACAAAUACAUACCUGGUAUGGACAAAGGAAAAGCUAUGUUUUUUAUGUUCACGAAGGAGAGAGCUUAUACUCCUGGAGGACUACCAUUCUGUUCAGCUUUAACGGUUUACUAUGAGAGUUCACAAUUCAAGAACAGACCUUACGAUCCAUUCGAAGAUUAUACUAGUCCAGAUGAAACCAUUUUUUGCAAGGAUUAUUACCAAAGUACGUAUUCUCAGUGUCUUUGUGGACUCUACCAAAGUAAACAAGUUGUCCGAGUUGGAUCGGUUUUUGUUAACGGUCUAAUUAGGAUUAUACUUUUCAUUCAAAAACACUGGUCUCUACUCUGUAAUGACAUCCGCACGGGAACUAUUAAUGCCCAAAUUAUCAAGGAUGCAUCAGUCCGGGAAGCUGUUCAGAAAAUACUAGUAAAACCCGAUCCGGAACUCGCUGAUUUCAUCGAGCUUGAAUGUAAGAGAGAUGAAUCAUGGAAAGGUAUUAUAGCUAGGCUAUGGCCUAAUGCCAAGUACAUUGAUUCUAUCAUAUCAGGGUCUAUGUCUCAGCAUAUUCCUUCCGUCGACUUUUACAGUAAUGGACUCCCAUUUGUUGGUGCUAGGUACGCAUGUUCAGAAUGCUUCUUAGGUAUAAAUCUCAACCCUCUCUGUAAACCAAAUGAAAUUACCUAUACCAUUAUCCCUACCAUGGCCUAUUUCGAGUUCUUGCCAAUAUUUGAUAAGAAUCAACAGAAUAAGAACAACCAGCAGGAGCAACAUGAUGCGCAAGAACUAGUAGAUUUAGCUGACGUUAAGCUCGGAUAUGAAUACGAACUUUUUCUCACCACUUAUACCGGACUUUAUCGGUAUGGGGUUGGAGACGUGUUAAGGGUCGUUGGUUUCAAAAACACUGCUCCAAUAUUCCAAUACAUAUGCCGAAAGAAAAUACUUCUGAGCGUUGAUAGUGAGAAGACAAGCGAAUUGGAGCUUCAAAAUGCAGUUCAAAAUGCAAUGAAACAUCUCGUGGCAAAGUUCGAUGUAUCCCUUGUCGAUUACACCAGUUAUGCCGAUACAAAAAGUACUAGUAACCAAGGCCACUAUGUUAUCUACUGGGAACUUCGACAUCACAGCUUGGACAAUGCAACAACUACAACUUCAACUACGCCAUCAUCAUCUAUUAUUCCUAGGUCGGUGUUCGAGGAAUGUUGCCUAAUAUGUGAAGAAUCACUGAACUCUGAAUACAAGGAAAAUCGUACACUAGAAAAGGCAAUUGGACCUCUAGAAAUAAAGAUAGUCGAGACGGGAACUUUUGACAAAUUGAUGGAUUAUGCAAUUACCCAGGGUUCAUCAGCUAGCCAGUAUAAAACACCCCGAUGCCUGAAAAACGUUGAGCUUCUAAACUCUUUUGUUGUUUCGAACUACUUCAGUCAGGAAUUCCCACACUACACUCCUGGCUUCUGAAUUUUGAAAAAAAUAUAAAAAUAAAUCGAUAUCGCAAGAAAAUUUUAGGUUUCUAAACUAGAUUUUGUACUUCUUUUCCUUGUUUUUGGGUUUGCUUUUUUACCUAUUUAUGUGCAUCGUGGCGCCUUCUCUUCUUGUACUUGUUUUUACCUUUUCAAUAAAACUACAGCCAUUUUAAGUAAAAA